AUUAGCAUAAGCACAAGAAAAGCCUUUAAUUUGGUAUCAUUCAUCAAUCACAACAACAACAACCACAUAAACCAAUUUUAUAUAUAUUAAUUUUUUCCUUCUUUAUUAUUAUUGGUUAGUGGUUUAUGUGAUUCAUCACAUCUUCAUACUGCAUACGUCUCUCUCUCUCUCUCUCUCUUGAUUGAAUUUCACUUCUCAACUGAUUCUCAAUUGAUAUAUGGAAAAUACUGCUACCAUGAUGCCAGAUACCAAUACUUUAAGCUACUGGUUGAAUUGGAGAUUCUUCCUUUCAGCACUGUUUAUUUUAUUCAGUAUGGGAUUGGGAUCGUUUUUGAUAUGGAGGUAUGAAGAAUUCAAUAAAUCAAGAAACGAGAGGGUAGUUGAAGAAGGGCGGCGGGAAUCUGCUGGAUUGCUGUAUGAAGAUGAAGCAUGGAUUACUUGUGUUAGAGGGAUUAAUCCUAAAUGGCUUCUUGCUUAUAGAAUAAUUGCUUUUCUUGUGCUUUUGGGUUUGCUUGUUGCUAAUGUAGUUGUUGCUGGUGCUGGCAUAUUUUACUUCUACACUCAGUGGACAUUUACUUUGGUCACUAUUUACUUUGCGAUUGCGUCUUGUUUCUCCUUCUAUAGUAUUUACUUUAACCACGCAAAAUUUGAGGGAAAUACAUUAGAUGCAGAACGAGGCUCUUAUGUUGCUCCUACACUUGAUGGAAUUGCAGAUGUACCUAUCCUAUCUAAGAGUUCUCAUGCUUCUCGGGAAACUAUCAAUCAGAAUACUGCUGGUGUAUGGGGUUAUAUUAUUCAAAUAAUGUUUCAGACUUGUGCAGGUGCUUCGAUGCUCACUGACAGUGUAUUCUGGCUCGUUCUUUAUCCUUUUAUGACACCCAAAGACUUCCGUCUCGAUAUAUUUACGGUUGGUAUGCACUCUGUUAAUGCUGUGCUCCUCCUUGGCGAAACAUCAUUAAACUCCAUGAGCUUUCCAGUGUUUCGAUUUGCAUAUUUUAUCUUGUGGACGGCUGCAUUUGUGAUUUUUCAGUGGUUCAUCCAUGCCGUUGUUUCGCUUUGGUGGCCUUAUCCUUUCCUUGAUUUGUCAUCCCCAUUUGCACCCUUAUGGUACUUGGCUGUUGGCAUAAUUCACAUUCCAUGCUAUGCCAUCUUUGCCUUAAUAGUGAAGUUGAAGCACUUGUGGUUGUCAAAAUUGUGUCCUGGUUGUUGUCAAUUUGUACGAUGAAAACAGCAUUCCAAACAUUAAUUAAUCUUUGGAGUAGAGCUGUCCAAAGCAUUUUGAUUUGUGAAGAUUAAAUUUAGAUCCUCUUAGGCCCUAAAAAAAAUGUACAGAGGUUGCAUUUUUAUGCAGGGGUAGUUUUGAGGAUGCAUAUUUGUAUUUAUGAUGUAAGAUUAAACUCAUAAAAGUUCUCUGAUCUGUUUUGUAAGUUGGUGUUUGUUGUGAUGUCUUCCAUCAAAGUUAAAAGUUUCCACCA
This is a messenger RNA of Vicia villosa (hairy vetch), 1475 nucleotides long. RefSeq lists its product as uncharacterized. The record is from RefSeq and is a predicted model, not a curated record. The transcript is spliced from 9 exons. The coding region runs from base 218 to 1225 and encodes 335 amino acids. NCBI's taxonomy places the organism in Eukaryota, Viridiplantae, Streptophyta, Magnoliopsida, Fabales, Fabaceae. Gene Ontology annotation, cellular component: membrane.